Mytilus californianus (California mussel) is the source of this 2525-nucleotide messenger RNA. RefSeq lists its product as uncharacterized. Bases 987 to 2309 code for a protein of 440 amino acids. The record is from RefSeq and is a predicted model, not a curated record. The transcript has 2 exons. Lineage: Eukaryota; Metazoa; Mollusca; Bivalvia; Mytilida; Mytilidae.
AUGCAACAGGAAACAAUACAAUUAGUUUGUUGUCCCGAGUGUAAUAUAAUGAUGACACGUAUGAUACAUGUCAUAAAACCCAAUUAUAAAAAAGGCUGUCAAAUGGGUUAAUGUAAAAAUUGUUACAUAUCUAUAGCCAAUAAAGGAACUUAGUUACGUAAUUCCCAAAUCUGCAUAUCCAACAACGUAUGCACAAGAGGAAAUAUUUGGUCACGAUAAAACAGAACAGAUUUGUGUUUUGUGAACAAUUCAUUAAGGAGAAUAAAAUGAAUAAUCCUUCACUAUAGGUGAUACCAAAUUACGAACUUAAUGGGUCCUCAUUGCUCUUUAACUUCGUACUUUAUUUGGCAUUUUCAACCUUUUUGAUUCGAGUGUCACUGAAGAGUCUUUUGUAGACAAAACACGCGUCUGGCGUACACAAUUUUAAUCCUGUUCAACCUCAUAGCCAGCGACAAUUGGACUCAGACCAUUACCUCCGAUGCCUUAUAUUGGAGAUUAUUUCACUUAUUUGUAAGCCAAGCGAACAUUGAACUGCUGGUAAUGAUUAUAAGGUUGUUAGAUUUAUUACCGGGUUUGUACUAACAUGAGCAACACGACGGGUGCCACAUGUAGAGCAGGAUCUGCUUACCCUUCCGGAGCAACUGAGAUCACCCCCCAGUUUUUGGUGGGGUUCGUGUUGCUCAGUCUUUAGUUUUCUAUGUUGUGUUUGGUGUACUAUUGUUUUUCUGUUUGUCUUUUUCUUUUUUAGCGAUGGCGUUGUCAGUUUAUUUUCGACUUAUGAGUUUGAAUGUCCCUUUGGUAUCUUUCGCCUCUCUUUUUUAGGACCAGCUUAGACUAAAUUAGAAAGUAUAGGUGAUAGGACUUUUUACGAUCAUGAUUUUGUGCCAGCAUUUAAAUGUGUUAAUUGGCCUUCUCAUGCAAGAGAAUGGAAGUUUAGAAAAAGAAAAAGUGGAUGGCCAUCACCAGAUUUAAUCAGCAAGUGUCUUAUGUCAGAUUGCCAUGUUGUGCCUGUUGGUCACAAAUGUAGUUCUAAAUGCGAUAAACGAAAGGAAUGGCGUAUAUCGUUUACGGGUGCUUCAUAUAUACUUGCACAUUCUUUGAGUUUUAACCAAAGACAAGCAUUUAUUCUGAGUAAACUGCUGAUUAAAGAAACAUUAGAAUUUUCUUUAAAACGCAGACCUACUUUUAAGAAUAUUAAAUUAGUGUCUUCCUAUGAAUUAAAAACAUCUUUUUUAUGGCUAUGCGAGGAAAAACUUGCAUGGAAUAACAUUUUCGUAGAUUGUCAUGAAAUAGUUGAAAAACUGCUAUACUUCUUACGCAAAAGAGUUCUACCUGAUUACUUCAUUCCGGAAAGAAAUAUCAUUGAAACAUUAUCCGGAGAGGCCAUUGAACAGUGUAUGGAUUCCUUUUAUUCAAUCUUAAUCGACGACAAUCUUCUCGCUAUUUUAAAUAGAUCUCUACAGUCAUGUUAUUCGGAUGUCACAAAUCAUCCUCUACCAAAGGUUCCAAAAAUCAAAGCAGUUUUGUCUGAAGUUAACAAUUUUAAUGAAUCAGGAAAUCCGUCAAAUCGAUUGUACAUGUUGAGUAUAAUUCAAUUUGUUGUGGAUGCAUUGUCAGCAACUUUAACUAAUUCAAAUAGGACAGAUAAUUUUAUUGAUAUAAGUACGAUUUAUUCAAACGAGACCUUUCUGCAGGAUUUGUUGAUCGGUAGACCUAAAAUUAAGUCGUUCUUUAAUCUAGGGCUCAUCAUGCAACUUGCUUUCAAUACAUUGUUUCCCAAAGCCGUUCAAAUUCCAGAAGAGGAAAAUGAAAAUGCAAGCAUAUCAACAGUUGAUAUUGAGAGGUUCGAGUGUUUUGCAGAAUUGGUUAUAGAUAUCGCAGACAACUUUUUUGAUGUUCUGUCUCAGGAUUUUGUAUUUGAACAUUUACAAAUGGAUAUAUGGGCUCCAGUUUCACUUAUCCUUAGAGAUUUGUGUAUCCGGGCUGGACUUCAAUAUGGAAUGCGUCAGGAAGUAAUCAAUUUUGAAUCCUUAAUUAAACAAAAUUCGAAUAAUCCAGGUAUUGUUGAAUCAUUGAUCAUGGGAUAUGGUACAAAACAAGAUCUGCAAACAAACUCAACUAUAUGCAAACAAAAGGUAGACAAAUGGUUCCAAACAUAUGCAGCUUUUGCUGAAUGUGGAUUAGGACUUUAUUUUCAUUCGUGCAAAAAACUGAAAUUAGAAGACACUUUAACAUUCAGCUGCUACGAAGAAAAAAAUGUCUGUGUCCUUUGCGAAGUCAUUACGAAGAGAUAUUCCAGAGAUAUUUGAUGAUGAAAUGCUAGGAAGUCUAAUGUUGCGAAACAGAAUUAAAUUACUGUUCAACAAAAAUUUUUAUGACCUGAAAUUCAGUCUAUGACAUUGUAUUAUUCAACGAUCAAAAAUGUUUUUGUCUCAAAUGUAUAAAUGUAUUGAGAGAAAAUCAGCUCAUUUUGUCAGUCUUUGUGCGUUCGCUUUAGUAUUGCUUAUAAAAUAAUGUUGAUGUUA